AUGCUUAAUUCUAGCGUUAAUGUGGGAACCAUAAAUAACUCCCUGAAUCUAGAACGAGUCUAUAAUCAAACUGUGAAAAGUUCUACUUCCUUGGCCCGGAGAAUAGGUAAGGCAGUGAUGGUCGCUCGCUCUCAAUGUGAAAUAGAAGACCUUCCUAAAAGAAUCAUAGAAGCUGUGGGGUCUAGCCAAUCAGCUGAACAUUUACUCACAUCUAAAUUGAGUUGA
Messenger RNA from Priceomyces carsonii, 225 nucleotides. RefSeq lists its product as uncharacterized. NCBI's taxonomy places the organism in Eukaryota, Fungi, Ascomycota, Pichiomycetes, Serinales, Debaryomycetaceae. The transcript has a single exon. The record is from RefSeq and is a predicted model, not a curated record. Bases 1 to 225 code for a protein of 74 amino acids.